UAAAGAGUUUAAUAAUAUUCAAUAUUGAAUAUAUUUUCAAUUUUGGUCAUUACUCGUUAGUUUGUAGUCUUACUACUUAUUAGGACGUUUAUAGUUUCUACACGGCUACACUUCUAUACUUAAAUUACAUAUUAUAACACUGAGCACUUUACUAUUAAUCAAAUGAAUAACAUAAAUAUUUAUCUAUCAUCGCAAUUUACCGGUUUGAUGGAUUGCACUUCUGCAGUCGCGAUGGAGCAGCUAAAAUCUAUAAUGCCAUGGUACUGAUUAGGAAGCAUAACUUUCCGGUAGUAUCAAGUUUAGGGAGAAUGGAGAAGUAUGCAUGAUUCUUGUUCUUUUAUUUCUAUUUUAUUCUAUGUUUCAAAUAUUGCUUAUGCCACGGAAGUAUAAUUUAAUUAAUAUGCAUCUUGAGAAUACUGAGCUGAGCAGCAGUUAACUUUUGAAAUAUUACUAUAGAAUUAACUAUGAAGUCUAAGCAAUUAGCAGUUGUCUCCUGGGAUUCAAAAUUACCAUUUCCGAAAUUUCCAGUCUGGUUGUAUGUUUUAAUAGUAGCAUUUGUAUCUAUAUUAUGCUAUGGUAACUCAUAUUAUGGUGCUUUUGUGUUUGAUGAUUCUGAGGCAGUUGUAAAUAAUCAUGACGUAAACCUAGAAACACCAGUGGUUAAGAUUUUUAGCCACGACUUUUGGGGUACGAGACUAACGAACCAGGCUAGUCAUAAAUCUUACAGACCUCUUACAAUACUGUCCUUUAGGUUUAAUGUUUGGUUAAAUAAUGGACAUUUAUGUCCAAAGUCAUUACAUUUAACCAAUAUAGUUUUACAUGCAAUUGUUUCCUGUCAACUGUUACAUGUCUAUAAUUUGUUAUUUAAUGGAGAUUCUCCCAAGACUUCAUUUUUAGCAGCUUUGAUGUUUGCGGUGCAUCCUGUUCAUGUUGAAGUGGUGUCUGGUAUAGUUGGACGUGCUGAUCUACUUAGUGCGUGUUUGUCUCUUUUUGUCUUCAUUAUUUAUCAUAGAACUGCAACAGCUAAACAAAUAAAUACAUUAACCAACAUAAUAGCUACAGUAUUUUGUUGUAUAUUAAGUGCGAUGGCUAUGCUAUGCAAAGAACAAGGACUUAUGAUUAUGACGUUCUGUGGUGUGUUUGAAGUUAUUGUGAUCAACAAAAUCACGUUUCAAAAUAUUACGAAAAAUAUUAAAACCUCAAAAAUAAUUCGAUUGCUUAAAAAAGAAUCAUUAGAAAGGCUGUUUAUAUUGAUUGCUGGAUUUUGUAUUAUUCUUUAUGGCAGAUGGACUAUUAUGGGUUCACCUCCUGUUUUUCAACAAAUUGAUAAUCCUGCAUCAUUUUUAACAACACCAUUUGAAAGAUUUGUAAAUUACAGUUACAUCUAUUUCAUUAAUAUUUGGAUAAUGAUAUGUCCUGUUUGGCUAUGUUUUGAUUGGUCAAUGGGCUGCAUCCCUCUGAUACGUUUUAAUACAUUUCCUAAAGAUCCAAGAUUGUUCAUUGUUUUUGGAUUUUGGACCAUUCUUGUAUUAAUAUUUUAUAAAAUCCUGUUUUCAAAAAAUUAUGAUAAAAAACAAUUACAAAUGGGAUUUCUAUUAGGUCUUUUAUCGUUUCUGCCUGCUUCAAAUUUAAUGUUUACAGUUGGAUUUGUCAUUGCAGAAAGAGUGUUAUAUUUGCCUUCAGCUGGUUUUAUUAUAAUUAUAGUCUUGGGUAUCAGGAGAUUAUGUUUAAAUUAUUUUGUUCAAAGAGUAAGUUAAUAUA
This is a messenger RNA of Acyrthosiphon pisum (pea aphid), 1761 nucleotides long. RefSeq names its product protein O-mannosyl-transferase TMTC4. Gene Ontology annotation, cellular component: endoplasmic reticulum. Lineage: Eukaryota; Metazoa; Arthropoda; Insecta; Hemiptera; Aphididae. Gene Ontology annotation, molecular function: mannosyltransferase activity. Bases 465 to 1757 code for a protein of 430 amino acids. The record is from RefSeq and is a predicted model, not a curated record. Gene Ontology annotation, biological process: protein O-linked glycosylation via mannose; endoplasmic reticulum unfolded protein response. The transcript is spliced from 8 exons.